Molecule: messenger RNA, 1418 nt
Organism: Morus notabilis
Lineage: Eukaryota; Viridiplantae; Streptophyta; Magnoliopsida; Rosales; Moraceae
Product: thiol-disulfide oxidoreductase LTO1
Exons: 6
Coding region: 41-1228 (395 amino acids)
Molecular function (GO): oxidoreductase activity
Source: RefSeq, a predicted model, not a curated record
GUUGCAGGAGAAGAAGAAGAAGCUCCAGAUUGAGGAGACAAUGGCGAGCUUGGCCAGCCUUUCUACUCCUCCUCCAUUAUCAUGUCGGAAGUCUCUUCUUCUUCUUCACUCUCUCUCGACAUUCUCCAUUCUCAAGAAGAAAUAUUUUCCUUCUUCUUCUUCUCCUACACUUCCACUUCUUGAUCGGAAAAGGCUUCUUUUUCCUCCUCCGAUCAGAUGCUCCUCCUCCGACCCAACUCAAAACGCGGAUUCGGAACCUAAAACGACGUCGUCUUCGACACCUCCGCCGCCGCCACCGUCGCCGUUGUCUUCUCCGGGAGACUGGGCGUAUAGGUUGUGCGCGGGGCUCGGAGGAAUCGGGUUUCUGGAGACGACAUAUCUGACAUACCUCAAGCUCACAAAUUCGGCCGCCUUUUGCCCUAUCGGCGGCGGAACUUGCGGCGAUGUUCUCGACAGCGAUUACGCCGUCGUUUUCGGUGUUCCUCUUCCAUUGAUUGGAAUGAUUUCAUAUGGUCUGGUUGCGGCACUUGGUGUACAGUUGACCCGAAAAAGCUUGCCUUUUGGAUUGGUUGAAUCCGAUGGUCGUCAAAUUCUACUUUGGAGUACCACUUCAAUGGCAGCUGCCAGUGCCUACUUCCUCUACAUUCUAACCACCAAGUUUUCAGGAACAUCUUGCUCCUACUGUCUCUUAUCAGUUCUGCUAUCCUUCAGCUUAUUUCUCAUCACUUUAAAGGAUUUCGGAUUGCAAAAUGUUCAAAAGGAGGUCAGCUUACAGCUAUGUAUAGCCAGCUUGGUGGUUCUUACUCUAAACUCAUCGUAUAGUGCUUUUCGACCUGUGCCCCCUAGAAACAUGGAUGAUGUUAACCUUCCGUAUUUUACAACUGAGAUAACAACACCAUCAAGUCCUUAUGCUCUUUCUCUUGCAAAGCAUCUGAAUACCAUAGGUGCUAAAAUGUAUGGGGCAUUCUGGUGUUCACACUGCGUGGAACAAAAAGAGAAGUUUGGACAAGAGGCAGCAAAGCUGUUAAAUUAUGUGGAAUGCUUCCCUAAUGGAUUCAGUAAAGGAACAAAAAUGGAGAAGGAAUGUUUAGACGUUGGAAUCGAAGGUUUUCCAACAUGGGUGAUUAAAGGGGAGAAAAAGAGUGGAGAAUUAAAGUUUUCGGAGCUUGCAGAGUCAUCUGGUUUUACAUCUGAUGAAGUUACUCAGUCAACGGAGGUUGUCCAAUGAAAUAGGGAUUUUUUACGUGUAUAGAUUGUUGACAACUUUCUCCUGAUUUAGAUACCUUAAUUUAUUUAAAUUUUGUAACUAUUUUUUUUAGUGGUCAAGAGAAGUUGUAGAAUAGUGGGGUAUACAAAUUAACGGUGAAUGAAACAUGUUUUUGAUAUUCCUAAUAAUGGAGUGAUAUUCCUAGUAAGAA